Messenger RNA from Oncorhynchus masou masou (cherry salmon), 3507 nucleotides. It is a transcript of the gene itga3b, whose product is annotated as integrin, alpha 3b. Gene Ontology annotation, cellular component: external side of plasma membrane; integrin complex. NCBI's taxonomy places the organism in Eukaryota, Metazoa, Chordata, Actinopteri, Salmoniformes, Salmonidae. The transcript has 26 exons. Bases 209 to 3364 code for a protein of 1051 amino acids. The record is from RefSeq and is a predicted model, not a curated record. Gene Ontology annotation, biological process: cell-matrix adhesion; integrin-mediated signaling pathway; leukocyte migration. Gene Ontology annotation, molecular function: integrin binding.
CAAGCGGGAGGGGUGGGAGGAGAGGCAGACAUCGACACCUAGGCAGUGGCAGUUAUAUCCACAAGACGAGAGGGGAUAGACGUUUCUCAAUGGAGUGCGUAUUUUGAACCACAGCCUGUACAGGGACCUCAGAGUGGAAAAAAAUAUUUUUCAAUCCGGUGUUGAUCGUGCAGCUGCGGGAAGGGAAAAUUGCGCGCAGGGAAUAAACAUGGCCCCAAAUCUAUAUCUCCACGGGGCCUUGGCUGUGUUUUGUGUGACUCUAACCUGCAAUGGAUUUAAUAUAGACUCACGGUUUCCAGUUAUCAAAGAAGGGAAAACCAAGGGCAGUUUCUUUGGAUUUGCUGUUGCCUUACACAAACAGACGGAAGGGUCCACGAAAUACCUUCUCCUGUCAGGAGCACCCAAGGAGAAAGCCCUGGCUCUGAGGAACGUCAAUGAGACAGGCGCCAUCUACUCCUGUCCUGUCACCACAGAGCUUAACGACUGUGAAAGGAUGGACUUGGUCAGCUCCACGGACUCGUCUGAGAUGGUGGAGGGGAUGUGGCUGGGAGUGACUGUGGCCAGCCAGAGAGACCUGCCAGGUGGUCGAGUGCUGGCUUGUGGGCACCGCUACGUGAAGGUGGUGCGGGGGGGCGCGGAGGAGCAGCUGCGGAUGGUGGGGAAGUGCUAUGUCAGGGGCAAUGACCUAACCUUCGACCCCAACGACGAGUGGCAGGCCUACAGCUACGAGGUGUGCAACCCCAACUUCGACAUGGAGCUGGAGGGCUUGUGCAACAUGGGCAUCUCGGGGGGCAUGACCGACACGGACGUCUACAUCGGCUCUGUGGGCAGCUACGUGUGGCAAGGCAACGUUCAUGUAACGUGGAGAGACCCUGAUCCAGGAAACGCGUGGGACUCAAGUGACAAAGACUUUGGGCAACUGAACAGACGAUACAGCUACAUGGGUUACUCUGUCAAUGAGGACAAGAAGCUGCUGAGUCAAGACUACUUCACGGUAGUGACGGGGUCUCCCAGAGAUGAAUCCAAGGGCUCAGUGAUGCUGGCUAAGAAGGGCAACACAGCGUUGGUGACCGAGUUCAUCAUCCCAGGAGAACAAGUGGGCUCGUACUUUGGGAACAGCCUAGCUGUCACCGACCUCAACAAUGACAACUGGAAUGACCUGAUCGUAGGUGCCCCAUUCUACUUUGACCGUCAGAAGGAGGAGGGAGGAGCGGUGUACGUCUUCAUGAAUGAGAACGGCUCUUUCCAGAAGACACCUAGCAUGGUACUGAAGGGUCCUACGGCAUCUGGUUUUGGAUUCGCCGUGGCAGCCAUUGGCGACGUCAACCAAGAUGGAUUCCAAGACUUUGCAGUAGGAGCCCCAUUCCAUGAGACUGGGAAUGUCUACAUCUGGAUGGGAAGCAAGAAGGGAAUCUCUGAGGAGCCUAGUCAGGUUAUUGAGGGGAAGUCAGUGGGUAGUGGUGGGUUCCAGACCUUUGGCUAUUCCAUCAGUGGAGGUAUGGACAUGGAUGAGAACAGUUACCCUGACCUCCUGGUUGGGUCUCUGGAUGACCGCAUCGCUCUGCUCAGGGCUCGUCCAGUUAUCCAUCUCUCUAAGAACUUCACCGUGCUGCCAGAGAUUGUGGACCCUAACCUUUGUCCCCGUGGAAACAAAUCCUGUGUGACAGUGACAGUGUGUUUCUCCUACACACUCAGCAAUGGAAACAAAGAUUUCAAGAAAAACAUCAUGGUAAAGUACACAGUGGAAGCCGACAUGCAUCGCCGGAGCCCUCGAGUUCUCUUCCUUGUCAAUAAGCUUGCCACCUACACAGGCCUCCUUACCAUGCCAUCUCCUAAGACCGAGUGUCAGGUGCUGGAGCUCAGACUAGAGGAUCCUGUGAGGGACAAACUGGAGCCGGUGGUUUUCUCCCUUAACGUGUCCCUGGAUGAGCAGAAACCCAAAGUUAGAAAGGCCCUGCAGAACCUGGACUCCUACCCUGUACUGAGCCACAAACAGAAAGUGACUGAGAGGAAAGAGAUCAACUUCCAGAAGGAGUGUGGCUCAGACAACAGGUGCACCAGUAACCUGCAGCUAACAGCUGCGUUUGCGAACGAGUUACUGAAGCCUUACCCCAGUCAGGGGAAACGCCAAUUGCUGCAGUACAGCAGUAAUGUGAAAAAGGUGGUGCUACUUGUGGAGAUAACGAACGUGCCAGGCCCUGGGAAGGUAGCUGAGGACGCCCACCAGGCCAUGCUCAACAUCUCCACCCCCUCCACGCUCCGUUACUCUGGCGUGCGCUCCCAUGAUACUGGUGUAGAAUGCCGUGCUGGAGAGACUGUUAUGUGUGAGCUGGGGAAUCCACUGAGGAGCAAUGAGAAGGUCUCCCUGCAGCUCAUCUUUGAAACAACAGGGAUCAACCUCCAAACCAGGGAGAUUGAGUCUCAGUUGCUGUUGUCCACGUUGAGUGAGCAGAAUGACCUGUACCCGGUGUCUGUGGUUCUGUUGAUAGAGACCUCCAUCCAGACCUCCUUCUCCAUAGAGAAUCCCCUGGUCCAGACCUACUUCAGCGGGGAGGUGAUGGGAGAAUCAGCUAUGAACACGACCAGUGACGUGGGCAGUCUUGUGGAAUACACCUUCAAGGUGUCAGUGGAGGGAGAGCCUCUGGGGGCGCUGGGGACCCUGGCCGUAGAGUUUGAGUGGCCCUUCGAGGUGACCAGUGGGAAGUGGCUUCUCUACCUGACUGAGAUCGUCACCAAGGGUACAACUGAGACCCACUGUGUCCCUCCAGGGGACAUCGUCAAUCUUCUCAAACUCACAUUGUCCAAGAACAGGAGCAAACGUCCCAAGCGAGCGGUGGAGGGCGAACACCCUCGCAUCAUCGAGCCACAGGCUGUCCUUACUGUGCUGACUCCUCGUAAAGAGACCUACCUCCUGGAUUGUUCAAAGUGGACAGCCCGCUGUGUGACGUUCACCUGUCCCUUGAUCAACAUGUCUACCUCUGCCAAGAUCAUUGUGAGGUCACGGGUGUGGAACAGCACUAUGCUAGAGGACUAUAAAAAUGCUUUGAGGAUUAAGGUUAGAGGUCAGGCCACACUGAAACUUGUGACGGACAACCCCACCAUCAAGAUGGAAAAUGAGACCAGAGAGUUCAUAGUGGACAUUGACCCAGUCCUUGGGGUGGAAACACCUUACGAGGUUCCCCUGUGGAUCAUCAUCGUUGCCGUGGUAGCAGGAAUCCUGCUGUUAGGAGUCAUCAGCAUCAUACUAUGGAAGUGUGGCUUCUUCAGGAGGGCCAGCAGGAGGGAGAUGUACGAGGCCAAAGGCCAGAAGGCUGAGAUGAAGAGCCAGCCCUCAGAGACGGAGAGGCUGACUGAGGACUACUGAGACAGGAGAGGCCCCCAAUGAGGGGCCAUGCUACACUCCACUAGGGCGCCUGGCUUGGCUUCUUCAAGCGGGCCAUCUACUACCGGAUUAUGCCAAAGUACCAUGGAGUGAAAAUCCGUAAGGAGGAACGCUACCAGUUUAAC